Molecule: messenger RNA, 3490 nt
Organism: Xenopus tropicalis (tropical clawed frog)
Lineage: Eukaryota; Metazoa; Chordata; Amphibia; Anura; Pipidae
Gene: clptm1
Product: cleft lip and palate associated transmembrane protein 1
Exons: 14
Coding region: 36-1967 (643 amino acids)
Cellular component (GO): membrane
Source: RefSeq, a predicted model, not a curated record
CGCCCAUUGGCUGAGAGUGCGGCAGGAAACCCGAGAUGUGGGCGGUACAGUUUCUCGCGAUACCGUGCGUGCACAGUGACAGAGCACAGAGUAAGAUGGCGGUGCCGGGGGCAGAGACUCAGACCAGUGUUAAUGGCACAGUUGGAAAUGAAGCAGCUGUUCCCCCUGAGCAACAGAAUCAACAGCAGCAGCAGCCACCUCCACCAAACGCAUGGCAAGUUAUUAAAGGAGUCCUGUUUAGGAUUUUUAUAAUAUGGGCCAUCAGCAGUUGGUUUCGCAGAGGCUCAGCCCCACAGGACCAAGCAACACCCACUGGAGCACCGCGUCCACCCAGCCGUAAUCUUUUUCCAAAGGACACCUUAAUGGAUCUUCGUGUUUAUCUGUCCGAAAAAGAAUCCUUCACCGAGUUUAACUCAUCCAGUUUAGUUUUCUGGGAACAGCGAGACUUGGUUUAUGGAGACUGGAGCAGUGGGGCUAAUGGAGACGGUUGCUAUGAGCAAUACUCUGAUAUUCAAGUACCAGAGGGUGUCCAGAAUAAUGGAUCCUACUAUAUUCAUGUUUAUCUCACCAAGAGUGGCUUCGAUCCAGAUCCAAGUCAGAAAGCUCUAUAUAGGAGGCUAGCGACUGUGCACACAUCUCGAAUGCUAAAUAAAUACAAACGUCGACGGUUUUUGAAGACCAAAAAUCUUUUGACUGGGGAGACAGAGGCAGAUCCAGAGAUGAUCAAGAGAGCUGAGGACUUUGGUCCCAUUGAGAUUAUUUCUCAUUGGCACACAAAUCUAACAAUAAACAUAGUUGAUGACCACACUCCUUGGGUGCAAGGCAGUGUUCCACCACCCCUGGACCAAUAUGUGAAAUUUGAUGCUGUCAGUGGUGAUUACUACCCCAUCCUAUAUUUUAAUGAUUAUUGGAACCUGCAGAAAGAUUACAUUCCAGUUAACACAAGUGUGACUACAUUGCCUCUGCGGGUAACUUUCUGUCCCCUGUCCUUGUGGCGAUGGCAGCUGUAUGCAGCUCAGAGCUCCCGUAGCCCCUGGAAUUUCCUAGGAGAAGAGUUGUAUGAACAAUCUGAUGAGGAGCAGGACUCUGUUAAGGUGGCCCUUUUGGAAACCAAUCCAUAUCUCCUGGCUUUAACCAUCACAGUCUCCAUCAUACAUAGCAUUUUUGAGUUUCUCGCCUUCAAGAACGAUAUUCAGUUUUGGAAUAGCCGCCAGUCUUUGGAAGGUCUCUCAGUACGCUCUGUUAUCUUUGGGGUCUUCCAGUCAUUAGUUGUCCUGCUCUAUAUCCUGGACAAUGAAACAAACUUUGUGGUACAGGUCAGCGUUGGCAUUGGUCUGCUCAUUGAUUUCUGGAAGAUCACAAAAGUUAUGGAUGUCAGGUUGGACAGAGAGAACAAAGUGGCUGGCAUCUUCCCUAGAGUGACAGUGAAAGAUAAAUCUACUUAUGUUGAGUCAUCUACAAAGGUCUAUGAUGAUAUGGCCUUUAGGUACUUGUCAUGGAUCCUGUACCCAUUACUGGCGUGCUAUGCGGUGUACAGCCUAUUGUAUAUGGAACAUAAGGGCUGGUAUUCCUGGGUACUCAGUAUGUUGUAUGGAUUUCUGCUCACAUUUGGGUUUAUCACCAUGACCCCACAGCUGUUCAUUAACUACAAGCUGAAGUCUGUGGCGCACCUCCCAUGGAGGAUGUUGACCUACAAAGCCCUGAAUACCUUCAUUGAUGACCUGUUUGCUUUUGUAAUCAAAAUGCCCAUGAUGUAUAGGAUUGGGUGCCUACGAGAUGAUGUGGUGUUCUUUAUAUAUUUGUACCAGCGUUGGAUCUACAGGGUGGAUCCCACAAGAUUAAAUGAGUUUGGAACCAGUGGAGAAGCACCAACUUCUCUUCCUGCCCAGGAUGGGCCAGCAUCUCUUACUCAUGGCCAAGAAGUCACUGCCCCACCCAAACCAGAAGAAGAUAAAAAGAAGGACUGAUUUGUUUCCCAAAUAACCACAUGAACUGUUCUGCCCUCUUUUGGGGGGUAUAUUGGCUGCUGUUUUAUAUAUAAAACCCCUCCUGACCACCCUACUCCUUUGUUGAGAUGGCGUUGCCCCUUUUUUCGUUAAUAUGUAUAUGGAACUGGUGAAGUUUUGUCUCUCUGCCCCCUCUUUCCCUUUGCCUUCUGUCUACUCAGUCUGUCUCUAUGGCCUCUUCUUUUCCACUUCAUGAUUCAGCUGUGCCGUGUCUUCAUGCUUUUUCCCCCAUACUGCUUUAGUGCAGGAUCAAAAUGCACAGGUUUAAUAAAUAUGGCCUCUCUUUAACCUUCUGCUGCUGUUUGUGCAGCAGCCUUGAUCUUGAGAUUUCAAACUUCCUGAACCAAAUGCCCCAGGUGCUGUCUCACCACCUCCCACUUGAUCAGUGUGCCUGGUUGUGUGUCUAGCCCUCAUAGGGUUUUACUUAAAAUGUUGUCAACUUCAAAAGUGGACUGUGUCCUCUGUAUCAGCAGUUUCAUCUCUGUAAACAGCACUGCCUUCUGUCUGUCUCAUGUGUCUCAGGUUUUUCUCAUCUAUGUGUACAAUAAUUUAUAAUGUAACUGCAGAAUAUUCUGAUAGGAAUAAGUGUUUUAAAACAGUUUGCUAGAAGCCAGAGAUAAUUCAAGGGGGAUAUGUUUCAGUUUGUAUUGAUAUGGGUAGGGGGCCAUUCAAGCGCCGCUUAACCAUAUCAAUAUCCAAUUUAAAUGACCAGCCAUAGCAUUAACAAACUAUUUCUGUAUUUUGUUUGUGGGUUUUAAACUAGCAGGGAAGAAAUGCAGACAUUUCUGGAUCUCUUGUGGGACCACAUAUAACCCCCCCCCCUCCUGCUCUGGCAAUUUGCUUUCUUUGGUACAAAGGAAUCGGGGAAUAAGAAAUUGCAAAUAAAGCUGUUUCUUUCCCUUUAAGGUUCUCUGUGUUUAUAAAGGGCUAAACAGGUAACAUUUGUCCUUGCUUUUCUAUGUUAAGAGCUUAUCACACUUAAUCUUAGAUGAUUUCUCCUUCCUCCUAUUAAGUGGGAGCCAUUAGGGAAUAAAAUGCCUUUCAGUAUGUUUAACCCUUCCAGGUCCAGAUUUUCACACUCCAUUUGCAGUAAAUGGCAUCUGAUUUCUGGCCCUUUUGUGCUUGCUCUUUCAAUUUGGAAUCUCCCCCCCCCCUCCCUCUUUGAGUAAUUCCAUUUCUGAAGUAUGAAGGGUGAAAAAAAAAAAAAAAUUGAGAAUUAUAUCAGCAGUCUAUGUUAUAUAAGCCAAAUACAGAGUUGGAAACCCUAUUUCUCCGGUGUGCACCAAUGUCAAAUAUAUAAUUUUAUAGAAAUAACAGAACCCUGAAUUUUCGAAGAACUGCAUCAGCACUUUUUUCAUUUUCAUUUUUUUUUUUUUUACAAUGAAAUCACAAAAAAAAAAAGCAAUUUAAAAUAAUUUUAAAAUUGCACAAAGAGACAAUGAAAAUCUCAGUUCCACUAGUCUUUCUGUGCAAUUUAACAUCAU